Rhagoletis pomonella (apple maggot) is the source of this 357-nucleotide messenger RNA. RefSeq lists its product as uncharacterized. The transcript has a single exon. Gene Ontology annotation, cellular component: nucleus. The record is from RefSeq and is a predicted model, not a curated record. The coding region runs from base 1 to 357 and encodes 118 amino acids. NCBI's taxonomy places the organism in Eukaryota, Metazoa, Arthropoda, Insecta, Diptera, Tephritidae.
AUGGUGAAAAUAACUACAAGACAACAAUUUGAGAUUUUGGUGCAACAAAUGGAGCAAAAUCCUUCGAUUGCUCGUGGUGUACGCGCUUUUGGCGAGACAAAAGCAAAUACUGAGCAUGUUUGGAAGGAAAUCUCAUCUAAAUUAAAUAGUUACGGACCGCCAACUCGUACAUCCGAAAAAUGCCAGAGGGUAUGGAUACAUUUUAAAGCCAAGCUGAGAAAGAAAAUGGCACAUAAUAGGAGAAAUAUCACCGGCGGCGGACCAUCUGCAGAAAUAAGUUUGUCCGCGCUGGAGCAGGCCGCAGCGGACUUUCUGCAAAUGGGCACUUCGGUCGAUCCGCCAGGUCGCACGUUCUGA